AUGGUCGAGUCCCCAGAGAGCGGCCGGCCUCCGCCCGAGGUGUGGCUAUCCAGCCCAGUCCUGGCUGGUCCUCUGGUCGGCUGCUGGGGGGUGCCCCGGCGCUGCUCACUCUCCGAUUGGACUGUCGGCGGGGUUCGCACACGACGAGAGACCCGUGGCCCAUCACACUCCCGUGCCAGGUGCCCUGGCUGGUGGCACCUCCAGCACUUGAUUGGUGACCGUGGAGACCGGGGCCGCGCAACAACCCGUGGCCAGUCGCACUCUCGCUCCAGAGCUACAAAAUGGCAUCAGUCUUCUCAGGACCAGGUUUCAUUCACAUGUCCAGUCUGUCUGGACCUGUUCAAGGAUCCAGUGACGAUUCCCUGUGGACAUAAUUUCUGUAUGCAGUGCAUCAAGGAAGAUUGGAAAGGAGAAUACAUCUGUCCCCUGUGCAGACACACCUUCUCCUCCAGGACUGUCCUCCAUAAAAACCGUCUGAUGGCUGAAAUGGUGGAGAAGUUUGUGAAGACCAGCAUCCAAACCCCUGCUUCAGAUCGCUGUUAUGCUGGACCUGGAGAUGUGGCGUGUGACGUCUGUACCAGCAGAAAACUCAAAGCUGUCAAGUCCUGUCUGGACUGUCUGAUGUCCUACUGUGACACUCAUUUAAAAGCUCACUAUGAACUUGUUGGUAGAAAUCACACCAUGACCGAAGCCCCAGUCCAGCUAAAGGAGAGGAUCUGUCCCCGUCAUCAGAAGGCUUUUGAAAUAUUCUGUCGCACCGACCAGAGUUGCAUCUGUGUUUUGUGUACGAUGGACGAUCACAAAGGCCAUGACACGACCAUGGCUGCAGCAGAGUGGAGUCAUAAAAAGGAGGGGUUGGGGCAGAGCCAGAAGAGAUGCCAGCAGAUGAUCCAGUUGAAGGAGAAAGAGCUGCAAAAACUGAAGAAGGCUGUGGAGACUCUUAAGUCUGGUGCACAGACAGCAGUAAAGAAGAGUGAAAAGAUGUUUACUGAGAUGAUCCACUGCAUCGAGAGAAGGCGCUCUGAGAAUAUGCAGGACAUGGUGCCCAUUUCUGGUGAUGCACGCAGUGAUACAGUAGCCAGAAGGACCUUGAACCAAAGCCGCUUCUUUGUGCCCCUGAAGAAAUCUCUGUCUGCACUGCAGAUGCAGCUGGAGGAGAAAUUGGAUUCAAUCUUCAAAUAG
This is a messenger RNA of Engraulis encrasicolus (European anchovy), 1182 nucleotides long. Its product is annotated as E3 ubiquitin/ISG15 ligase TRIM25-like. The record is from RefSeq and is a predicted model, not a curated record. Lineage: Eukaryota; Metazoa; Chordata; Actinopteri; Clupeiformes; Engraulidae. The transcript has 5 exons. Gene Ontology annotation, molecular function: zinc ion binding. The coding region runs from base 1 to 1182 and encodes 393 amino acids.